GCGCGGCGGCCGCCGCCGCCGCCAUAUAAAAUAAAAAGGCGGUCGCGCGCGCCUCUCGGGCCGAGACGACGUCCGACCGCCGCCUCCGCCAACGCCGCCAUGACACGCACCUCGCUCUGCCUGCUGCUGCUCGCCCUGGGCGUCGCGGCCGCAGUGCGCGUGAAGCGCCAGGACGACGACCUGGAAUCGGACGACCAGUCGGUGGACGAGCUGUGUGAGAACCGCCCGCCCGACGAGUACUUCCGCCUCAGCACGGACGGCGACUGCCGCGACGUCGUCAGGUGCGACCAGGCCGGAGAGAACGGCAUCACCCGGCUGGCGUCGGUGAGGUGCCCCAACGGCUUAGCUUUUGAUAUAGAUCGACAGACGUGUGAUUGGAGAACCAAUGUUAAAAACUGUGAUAGAGUAGAAAAGCCGCGCAAGGUGCUGCCAAUCCUCAAGACAGACGAGCCGCGCUGCCCCGAGGGCAAGCUGUCCUGCGGCAACGGCGAGUGCAUCGACAAGGAGCUCUUCUGCAACGACAAGCCCGACUGCAAAGACGAGUCUGACGAGAAUGCCUGCACCGUGGACCUGGACCCCAACCGCGCGCCCGACUGCGACCCCACGCAGUGCGUGCUGCCCGACUGCUUCUGCUCCGCCGACGGCACCCGCAUCCCCGGCAGCAUCGAGCCCAACCAGGUUCCUCAAAUGAUCACCAUCACCUUCAACGGCGCCGCUAACGUGGACAACAUCGACCUGUACGAGGAGAUCUUCAACGGCCAGCGCCAGAACCCCAACGGCUGCCAGAUCCGAGGCACCUUCUUUGUCUCGCACAAGUACACCAACUACUCGGCCGUGCAGGACCUGCACCGCCGCGGCCACGAGAUCGGCGUCUUCUCCCUCACGCACAAGGACGACCCCAACUACUGGACGCAGGGCUCGUACGACGACUGGCUGGCCGAGAUGGCGGGCGCGCGCCUCAUCAUCGAGCGCUUCGCCAACAUCACCGACGGCUCCAUCAUCGGCAUGCGCGCGCCCUACCUGCGCGUGGGCGGCAACAAGCAGUUCGAGAUGAUGGCCGACCAGUUCUUCGUGUACGACGCGUCCAUCACGGCGCCGCUGGGCCGCGUGCCCAUCUGGCCGUACACGCUCUACUUCCGCAUGCCGCACAAGUGCAACGGCAACGCCCACAACUGCCCCAGCCGUAGCCACCCCGUGUGGGAGAUGGUGAUGAACGAGCUGGACCGCAGGGACGACCCCACCUUCGACGAGUCGCUACCCGGCUGCCACAUGGUGGACUCGUGCUCCAACAUCCAGAGCGGCGACCAGUUUGCGCGCCUGCUGCGCCACAACUUCAACCGCCACUUCAACUCCAACCGCGCACCGCUCGGCCUGCACUUCCACGCGUCCUGGCUCAAGAGCAAGAAGGAGUACAAGGACGAGCUCAUCCGCUUCAUCGAGGAGAUGCUGGACCGCAACGACGUCUACUUCGUCACCAUGUUGCAGGUGAUCCAGUGGAUGCAGAACCCGACGGAGUUGACGGCGCUGCGCGACUUCCAAGAGUGGAAGGAGAAGUGCGACGUGAAGGGGCAACCCUACUGCUCGCUGCCCAACGCCUGCCCGCUCACCACUCGCGAGCUGCCUGGAGAGACCCUGCGCCUCUUCACCUGCAUGGAGUGCCCCAACAACUACCCCUGGAUCCUCGACCCCACGGGCGACGGCUUCUCGGUCAAGAAGUAAGCCCUCCUCCCUCUCCCCUUCCCCCUCCUCAACCCCCACCCCCCACCCGGCCUCGCCGCGCGUGAGGCGUCGGCCGCCCCAGUGCCAGCGGCUGCAUUCACACAAAAUUACCUGCAUGAGUAGUAAACUGUUAAUCUAGUCUCUCUGUUCAAAUAUUCAAACUCGCACUCCACAAACGCAUAUUUAUGCAGGACCUUUGAAUAGUGCUCUCUAGUACUUUUUCUAUUUUCCAUUGCCGAGACACGGCGUCACAAGGGAUGGGCGAGCUGUUGUAUUAUACUUUUUGCACUGGGGAGGAAAACAAAGCCAUCCGAAAUUUUUCAUUAGAGCCUCGACAUAAAUUACUUGUCUGUGCCCCGAAUUUCCGUUGCUGAUGAGCAAGAGAACUGUGGUGGCUUCCUACAAAGAGACUUAUGAGUGGUACACGAAAUCAAUGUGUUUUGUUGUGGAUGGAUGUGAUGAAGACUAAAUUAAUUGAUAUUGUAACAAAAACAAAAUAAAGUUGUUAUA
This is a messenger RNA of Gryllus bimaculatus (two-spotted cricket), 2229 nucleotides long. NCBI's taxonomy places the organism in Eukaryota, Metazoa, Arthropoda, Insecta, Orthoptera, Gryllidae. The record is from the annotation of a GenBank genome assembly.